CGGACGGCGUGCACUGUGCAGACAGUCUACACCGGGCUCUCCUCCAUGAGCUAGCCUCGUUGCCCUCCUCAGUGAUACCCCUUUUCAGCUUCACAUCAUCUUCUAUCUGUAUCUGUGCCACUCUCUCCCUGUGCUAGCGCUCCUUCCACUUGGCUUCCCGCAUUAGGUUAAUAAAAGUCGUCGCUGAAACCUUCGAGUGCUAGAGGCUCAUGGGCAACAACCCCAGCCGCCCCGGAGGUUUUGAUACCCGCCAACGCUCUCUUUCGGAUCCAGCCUACCGGAAUCGCACUCGCGCAUACACUACCCGUGGUAGGAGAGACAAAUACGAUAGGGACUACGACCGCUACGAUGACGAUGACCCUGAAGAGUAUCCCUCGGAGAUGUCAUACGGAGCCGCAGGAUUCCCUCAGAUGCCCUACGGUCAAGGUGCCUACGGCAAUCCAUACAUGCCCGUCAACCAAAUGGCGUUCCCUCAGCCCCAGAUGCCGAAUGGCAUGGCACCAGUCAUUCCUGGCAUGAAUGGCGCAGUUCCUACUGCGGGCAAUCCGUUCCCCUCAGGGCCUAUGAACAUGAAUAUGGGUCCGGGUAUGCCCUCCCCUCAGUUCCAUGCGCCGCCGCCCGGCCAAAUGAACGGCGGCGUAGAAGCUCCCGUCAUCCCUCCUCUACCCUCGUCUCGCCGGGGUCGAGCUGGCACACCUUUCGUCCCCCCUGGUCAAGUAUGGCCGCCUUCACCUUCAGAAGAUGAAGACGAUCUGACAUCCGAGGCGCGUGCCCGGCUGCAACCUCCCCUUGCCCCAGGUCAGUACGGCCCGUUCGACCCUGUUCGGGAUCGCAAUCGCACUCCCCAGCCGAUCCUGCAACGUGACGGUCGGAGACACCGACGGGCAGGAUCGUCUCCCAUGUUCUCUCGCGACGAGCCCCCGUUCGACGACUCUGGCCAGCGUCCCGUGAUCCCUCCUAACUUUACAGGCGGUCCGCCUUUCCCGCACCAUCCUGGUGCACAGCCCAUGAUGGGCGGCUGGCCCGCACAACCGGAGAUGAACAUGGGCGUACAUCAACAGCCAGUCGAACCUGAGCAGCCGUCGUACCGACCGCGACCGUUCGAGCCCAUCCAACGGAGUCACAAUCCGCUGCCUGCUCCUCCUCGGGACAUUCUACACUCCUCGCCGUACGCAAGACUUCUUGAUGAGCUCCGGAGACCGAUCGACGAGCAUGCGCUGAAGGCGAGAAUCGGCGCGGCCCCGGCGAUACACACCAUCGGCGCUGUGAGCAUCCCGCAGCCUGGACAUCACCAAGGCACGCGCUCCAGUAGGGAGAGAAAGAAGAAGGGCGGUCUGCUUCGCUCGCUCAGCAAUCGUCUCGGCGGGGGUUCUUCGCGCAGGUCCGAGGACGCGUCCGACAGUGCGUCGCCGCCGCAAGUGUUUGCAGGAGGUCAGUCGAUAACUGUAUAUCCCACCGUUGAGCACAUGCCGGACGGUAGCGUGAACCUCGUAUAUCAGCCUCCAGCAGUAGGCGCCAACGGCGUCGCUGCCCCUCCAGCCUCAGCGCCUCCCGUAAUUCCCCCACCUGGGUCUGUUAUGCCUGGCUACGUGCCGAAUGCGACACCAGGGAACGCGGCAUACGGCAUGAACGGUGCGAUGCAUCCUGGACCGAUGCCAACUCCUAUGCCCGCUAUGGAUCAGCAUCGGCGGACGCCGACUCCGGUUCCGACGCCCCCUCCGCCCAGAGUACGUAUCGAGCGCAACGGUGAGCUCGCAGCGCUGCUUCCCUUCUCGCCGCAUAAGGUGGGGUACCAGCACCGAUCGUACCCGACGGCGCAACACUUGUUCGAGGCGUUGAAAUUCCUGCCGCACCGCCCCGACUUCGCGGAGAGCGUCAGAGGUCGCGGGACGGCGGAGGAGGCCUUCGCUGUCGCGGAGGGCAUGAGGGACUAUUGGAGAUCUGAUUGGGAGGAUAUCAAGCUCGAGAUGCUGGAGGAGGUGCUGUACCACAAAUUCGUGCAGCACCCGACGUUGCGUCAGAUGCUGAUGUCGACGGGCGGGGCGGACCUCGUAUUCUUCGACGAGGACACGACCCUGGGCGACGGCAAGAUCGACCAGGGCAUGAACCUGCUUGGGCGCGCGCUCAUGCAGGUGAGGAGGCGUCUACGGGAGGAGGGCUUCGACUAGCCGUGGGCGUCGACACCCACAACUGACGACCAAACCGACGGUCUACUCACUACCACUGCGAUAUCUCACCACUGCGAUACCUACACACCCUAUAUGCGACACAACACCCCCACACGUCUAUCCUGCUUGUCUUUCUAGAUUUCCUAUCUUCGUUCACGACGUCGCCAUGCUCAGUUGCUCACGCCAUGCUACUUGCUAAACGCUCUCGGUUCUGCUUUCGUUCCGCAUCCCGUAUUUCAUGCCGUGCGCCCUACUAAACGUUAUGCUAUUUAC
Dichomitus squalens LYAD-421 SS1 is the source of this 2441-nucleotide messenger RNA. RefSeq lists its product as uncharacterized. Lineage: Eukaryota; Fungi; Basidiomycota; Agaricomycetes; Polyporales; Polyporaceae. The coding region runs from base 210 to 2168 and encodes 652 amino acids. The record is from RefSeq and is a predicted model, not a curated record. The transcript is spliced from 3 exons.